CUCCUGCCGCUCCUGGUGCUGCUUGGGUGGUCCUUCGGUGCGGACCUGGUACCUCUUUUGUGAAGCGGCUGCUGAGGAGACCCCAGCGCUCGCCAUGGCCGACGAGAAACCCAAGGAAGGAGUCAAGACUGAGAACAACAAUCAUAUUAAUUUGAAGGUUGCGGGGCAGGAUGGUUCUGUGGUGCAAUUUAAGAUUAAGAGGCAUACACCACUUAGUAAACUAAUGAAAGCCUAUUGUGAACGACAGGGUUUGUCAAUGAGGCAGAUCAGAUUCCGAUUUGACGGGCAGCCAAUCAAUGAAACAGACACACCUGCACAGUUGGAAAUGGAAGAUGAAGAUACAAUUGAUGUGUUCCAGCAACAGACAGGAGGUGUCUACUAAAAAGGAAACCUGCUACUUUAUUCCAGGAUUUUGUUAUAGACCAAGAAUACAUUCUCAAUUAGAAAACUGCAAUUUGGUUCCACCACAUCCUGACUACUACAGUAUAGUUUUCUCUAUUCUUUCAUUAUCCCCUUCCCUAUUCCUUUAUCGUACAUAAAGUAACUGGUGUAUGUGCACAAGCAUAUUGCGCUUUUCCUUUUCUUUUUAAACUAAAUGGCCAAUGUUUUGGUUGACAUCAGAUGGAGAAGACAUGGGGAAAAGUACUGGUUCUGUGAAAAUAACCCCUCUCUCCAUUCAUGGCAUGCUCAUUCAGCUCUUAUCUUUAUAUUCCAGUAAGUUAUUUUGCUCUCAUUGUUUUAACAAAAAAAUAAAAAAUAAAAAAAAAAUC
This is a messenger RNA of Jaculus jaculus (lesser Egyptian jerboa), 770 nucleotides long. RefSeq names its product small ubiquitin-related modifier 2-like. Bases 95 to 382 code for a protein of 95 amino acids. Gene Ontology annotation, cellular component: nucleus. The record is from RefSeq and is a predicted model, not a curated record. The transcript has a single exon. Gene Ontology annotation, biological process: protein sumoylation. NCBI's taxonomy places the organism in Eukaryota, Metazoa, Chordata, Mammalia, Rodentia, Dipodidae. Gene Ontology annotation, molecular function: protein tag activity; ubiquitin-like protein ligase binding.